UCACGUCGCGCCCGUCAAACGGAAACGAACGUCGCUAGCACGCAUGCGCCCGCGCCCGUCGGCCAGUGGAGACACAAGCUCGUCGCCGUCAUCGUCGUCGUCGUCGUCGGAAUCGUUGUCGGUGGCUGUCACUCUCGCCAGCAAGCAAACCGGGUGGUUUUACCGUUGGUGACUUUCGCGUGAUUUUUCGGCGGUGCCGCGCGCCGUUAUUUGUUCUGUGUGUGUUGUUAUCCCCUUCGUGCUGAGUGAUAAUUUCCUCAACCCCCUCCACAUACACGCACACACCCUUCUGCCGGGUUGUAGGUGUGUUCUCACGUGCGUACGUGUGUGUGUGUGCUAUCAAUUGUGAAAAGAGUGUGAUUGUGCAGGGCGUUUUUUUUCUUGUGUGCGCCCCUGCUUUUCGUGCCCUUCGGUUCAAAGAUAACGCGUGUGAUUUCGGUGCCGUUUUGUUUUUGUCUACCUGAAAGGCUACCCCGCAGUCGAGCGGGGUGAGUAGUGGUGUGUGGGUUUUGCACUCCUUUUUCCGCGUCAAGUGUCACGUCCAACAUACUUCGCUGUGUUUAGUGUGAUCGAAGGAAAAGGCUCCGCUGAUAACAGGAUCGCAAGAAGAAGGAAAAAUCAAUCGAACGCAACCCGUCCUUCGAGCAUGUGUGUGUGUUCUGUUGCUCAUGCCUCUGUGCGGUGUUGUGGAACAAAACAAAAUGUGUGUGUAAAUCGUGUAUAGAGUGAAAUAGAGAAAAAAAUAUCUCCUCGGAAAAAGUGCCCCAGUAAAGUGUGAUGCAAUUCCAGUUCAAACCGUUCCCUUUUAAUGCAGUUCAAAGCUAGCGUUCGGUAGCCAGCACAACCGCUCCAAGGACUGCUGCGUGAAAUUGGCCACGAAACUGUCAACCACACAGUUCGCACCCGUUUGCCGUCCGUACGGUAGCGCUGCCAACAGACCGAACCUGCUGGAACCUGCCGGUGGCGUUGGUGUUGCUGGUGGGCAGCCCGUUCCGGUGCGGAACCGUUUCGUGAACACGUGCGACACGGUGGCUACGGUGACGCUGCACACGGCAGAACACGGGGUGCCCGGUGCGAGGACCCCGCUCGGUGUAGUACCGGUCAACAGCAUCCACCAGCCACCGAUCUCUCACAUGGGCGUGUGCGCGGAGGAGCGCCCCAUAAUGCAUUGGCACCCGAGUGCUCGGUUUCUGGGGCCGCCGCGAGAGCGCAGCCCGGACCUGUCGAACGCCUGCCAGCUCAACAGCAACAACAACAACCUCAACCAUCGGACCUGCAUCUCCUGCACGGACACGUGCGAGCACAGCCUGAAGGUGGCCGGCGGCAACGGUUUGCUGGGUGUCAACCAUCAUCUCUACGCGGACAGCUGCCACAGUUUCGAGUCACCCGACCGGUUGAUUGCGGACAGACCAAAUUACUAUGCCGAUCUCAACCGGAGCGACUGCUCGGACAGCUCCAGCGUGCUGAAUAGCUGCAUCCAGCUCAAAUCGGAACCACCGGGCGGUCCGAGCAGUCCGGAAUCUUCCAACGAGUUACCGUCGACCGGGCUGGACGAGUGUGCGGGCUGUGAUAUGCCGAUUCAGGAUCGCUUCUACCUGUCAGCUGUGGAGCGCAAGUGGCACGCUAGCUGUCUACAAUGUUGCAUCUGCCGGCAAACCCUCGAAGGUGCCAAUUCCUGCUUUUCACGCGACGGCAAUAUCUACUGCAAAACGGAUUACUACAGGGUAUUCGGUUCGCGACGGUGCUCCAAGUGUUUGGCGUCGAUCAGCUCCUCCGAGCUGGUGAUGCGCGCCCGGCAUCUGGUAUUCCACAUACGAUGCUUCUCCUGCGCCGUCUGCAACACGCCGCUGAACAAGGGCGACCACUACACGAUACGGGACUCGGCCGUCUUCUGUCGAUCACACAUUGAGCUACCGCUGGAGGCGGCCACCACCCCGGGGCUACCGGGGAUGCCGAUGCAGUGUCCUUACCAGAGCCAGUACGGUACCUCGCCGGUCGCCCCGCUCAGCCCGAGCGACUCGACGACGAGCGGCGGCAAGCUGAACCCGGCCACCUACUACCCACCGCACGGCGUCACCGGGCUGCCGCAGCAGCCGCGCCAGAAGGGCCGGCCCCGGAAGCGGAAGCCCAAAGACAUCGAAGCCAUGACGGCUAGCCUCGACCUGAACACCGAGUAUCUGGACCUGGGAUUUAGCCGGGGGCUCGGUUCCUCGUCCCGGGCCAAACGGAUGCGGACGUCCUUCAAGCACCAUCAGCUCCGCACGAUGAAGUCCUACUUCGCCAUCAACCACAAUCCGGACGCGAAGGACCUGAAGCAGCUGUCCCAGAAGACGGGACUGCCGAAGCGUGUGCUACAGGUUUGGUUCCAGAACGCACGCGCAAAAUGGCGCCGAAUGAUGAUGAAGCAGGAGGGCAAAAUCAUCGACUCGGACAAGGGCGACGGUUCGCUCGACCUGGACGGGUACGUUUCGCACAGCCCCGGUUCCUACAUUAUGGGCGGCCCCGGCAGCCCCUCGUCGCUCGACUAGCAACACACGCAGUCGAGAAUGCAGUGGCAAGUGCAUCUUCGGCGCUGGAUACGACGGCUGCUGGCGGGUGAAGCAGCGCCGGCGGCCGGUGGUGCCGUCGACCAAAACGACGAUACCGCACCGCCGGUGGGUGCGGCGAAAGCUCCGUGAGUGAUUGUGAGAGCGUGCGAGUUGGGGGGGGGGGGGGGAAGGGGGGGGGGAGGAGGGCUGUUGUGAUCCGAGACCAGGGACGGGGAAAGUUUUGGGAAAGUUGCUGUGCAGUGAGGGAGAGAGAAUAAGAGAAGUAACACAAAAAACCAGGUGCGUUAAAGGGCAGAGAGUGAUUGACAUCAGGUGCAAGCAGGCAGCAAGCAGCAAAAACGGAUAAGGAACAACCAAUCAAGCGAUCAAAACCCAAUGGAAAAUUAGUUGUUUUUUUGUGGCAUCAUGCGUGAAUGAGUGAAUGUGCGUGUGUGCGUUUGUGAUUUGUUGAUGAAAUAAGCACAAAUGGAGAUGAAAAUGUAAACUACUUCCCCAACUAACUUCUCUUCCCAGACACCAAAGGGGGAGUUCCUGUGUGUGUGUGUUUGUGUGUGUGUUCGUGUGCGCUUCCCGGUGACUGCCCACGGUCAUGUCAUGCGGUAACACAAUGAUGUUAUUAUAUUCAAAUUUUCGGUUGCUUUUUUUAAUGCUCGUGUGCGUGUUGUUCUCUCUCUCUCUCU
Molecule: messenger RNA, 3229 nt
Organism: Anopheles gambiae (African malaria mosquito)
Lineage: Eukaryota; Metazoa; Arthropoda; Insecta; Diptera; Culicidae
Product: protein apterous
Exons: 9
Coding region: 1134-2528 (464 amino acids)
Biological process (GO): regulation of transcription by RNA polymerase II; neuron differentiation
Cellular component (GO): nucleus
Molecular function (GO): RNA polymerase II transcription regulatory region sequence-specific DNA binding; DNA-binding transcription factor activity, RNA polymerase II-specific
Source: RefSeq, a predicted model, not a curated record